Messenger RNA from Stegostoma tigrinum, 9428 nucleotides. Its product is annotated as schlafen family member 11-like. Lineage: Eukaryota; Metazoa; Chordata; Chondrichthyes; Orectolobiformes; Stegostomatidae. The record is from RefSeq and is a predicted model, not a curated record. The transcript has 5 exons. Bases 113 to 2875 code for a protein of 920 amino acids.
AGCUCCGGGCUGCCUCACCUACCCGCCCGCGCUCGAUCCACCGUCGCUGAAGGCGCGCAACUUGAGAGUUCAGUUCCCGCGCAGCAACCCAGCUCCUUCCUGACUGCUGAGAAUGGAACUAGACAACAUUCAAGUAAUUGAGAAUGAUUAUGCUGACUUGGUGUUGGAUGCAGGUGCAGCAAACUUUGGGGAGCACUACAGAAAAACAAUGAAAGGCAGAACAAAAGAGGAGUGCUACAAUAUAAUCAGAUCUGCAUGUGCUUUAUUGAACUCUGGGGGUGGGAUUAUCACUGUGAAAGUGCUGAAUGAAGGUUAUAACUAUGACAUUCAUGGAAUUGGGUCAGAUAUCGAAAAUGGGUUGCAUAAUUUGCAAAGUUGUGCAGCAGUCAAAUCUUCCUUUAAUUUUAUUCAGCAAGAUGGAAGAAUGCUCAUUUUUGUGCAGUCUUGGAGCAAUGGAGAUGGCAAUAAUAAUGAAAAGUUGCCAAGACUUUGCGCUAUAAAGAGUAAUGCCUACCAGCGAGCAGACAGCAGUAGCUAUCAAAUGUCACCACUUGAAUUUGAGAAUUUCAUUACAAGAAAAACUAAGGCUGCAGGAAGAAGUGACAGCAUCGAAAAAGACUCAGAUUUGAGCAUUGAGCCGCUACAUAAGAAACCUAAAAUUGAGCCAAUCGAAUCAACUGUGUUCAAAAGCAGAGAAUUUCAGUUUGGUGAUACAUUGAAUUUCAAUGAAUCUAUGUAUGUUGAAUUUAAAGACUUCUCAGGGAAAAACGAUGCCAGGAGGAUAAAAGAGGCACUGCCUAAGUACAUCUCUGCCUUUGCAAACACAAAUGGUGGAUAUUUAUUGAUUGGUGUCACUAACACAAGAAAGGUUGUUGGAUGUGGUCAUUGUAUUGAAGAUCCACAAUAUUUUGAGAAAUUAAUAUCUACAACUGUAGAAAAACUCAACACUGUACACAUUUGCAACACUCAAAAAAUUAUUAACUAUAGCAUUAAUGUUGCCAGAGUACUGAACAAAUCAGAACAGCACGGCUUUCUAAUAAUUUUGUACGUGGAACCAUUCUGCUGUGUGGUGUUUGCUGAUAAGCCUGACUGUUGGAAGAUAGAAAAUGACCAGAUUAAGAGAGUAGAACCUCGUGAAUGGACUGAAAUAAUAUUAGCCACAGAUCCAGACAUAGAAAAACUGUGUUCCAGUUUUCAGAAGGAGUUGAGUGUGACUGCAGCACCAAUGGGGUGUAAGACAGUCUAUUCACUUAAAGAUGCUGAAUGUUUGAACGAAUUGCAACGGAAAUUGUUUCCAGUGGAAUUUCAUUCUUCCAGUGAAAUCAGCAUAAUACCAGACAACUUGCAUAAAGAACUGCUCAAAGAGUAUCCAAAUCUGGAGAAUCUGCUGCCUAAAAUGAAAGGUGUAAGAGGCCGGGGAGUUUUGAUUUUCUCCAGAAGCUGGGCUGUUGACAUUGGGCGGGCAAAGCACCAGGAUGUAGUAUGUGAUGCACUGCUACUGGCAACGGAGAAUGCUCCAAGAUUAUACACGGUUGGCAAGCGGGAAAGUGAUGAAGUUUUCAAGUAUUCAAAAGACACAGCUUUUUCCAUCAAACAAAAACUGGUGAAUCCAGGUGGCUAUACAGGAAAACUCUGUGUAAUUCCCAAAAUCCUUUGGUAUUCUAAAGGUCAGUCUGUCGAAGGCAGUAGUACAUCUACAAUGGAAUUGGGCAAUAUGCAGGAAGCUAAAAGGAGAUUAGAAGUUCGGUACCCAAAAGAUUAUACAUUCUUGAACAUUACAGCAUUACUAAUAGCACUCACUAUCGUGCUAUUGAAUUUCAGAUCCUUCUUAAGUGAUCAACUUGGCUGUGAAUUUCUCAAUCUGCUAACUUUGGAGCAAUUUCAGAUUCUUCAUUCAAAACACGAUAUUGAGAAGUGCAAAAAACUCUUUGUGCACGGCCUUCCUGGAACUGGCAAAACAAUUAUAGCCAGGCAACUCAUUGAAAGGAUUAUCAACACCUUUCAAUGUAAAAAAGCUGAGGUCCUUUACAUUUGUGAAAAUGCUCCACUGGCAAGAUUUAUGAGGCAGAAAACAAAUUGUACCUGCGUUACAAGGAAGACAUUCAUGAGCGAGAAUUUCCCGAAGGUAAAACACGUUAUUGUUGACGAGGCUCAAAAUUUUCGCCUCGAGUCUGGAGACUGGUAUGAGAAAGCUGAAUCAAUCAGAACGGCUGAAGUAACACAUCCAAAUGGAGCAGGAGUCUUCUGGAUUUUCAUGGAUUACUUCCAAAUGUCUCAUUUCUUUUCAACUGGAUUGCCAAGGAUUCAAGACCAGGAUCCUAGAGAAGAAUUAACAACAGGGGUCCGGAAUGGCAAGGAAAUACAUAAAAUUGUCCAUCUAAACAUGGAGCAGAUUCUUCUUUCAGAAUGUGAUCAAGAGAAACGUAAAUUUCUUACUAAACUGUAUAAAGAAGCUAAUUGUGGGCAUUCUUUUCCAGGGAAGGUUGAGAAAUCAAAAAUGACACCAGAAAACAUUGCCAAACACAUCAGGGUCAAAAUAAAACAAUACCUUGAUACAGGCUAUACAACAGAACAGAUGGCUAUUCUCUGUAGUACACAGGAAGAAUGUAAAAAGUAUAGGGAUCUGCUGCAGUGUGAACUCAAAAGAUUGAAUGUAUAUGCAUAUUUAGAUGAAGCAGAAUCAGCAUUUGGGGAUCAUACGACUGAAAACAUUGUUACUUUGAACAGUAUACGCCGAUUUUCAGGCUUAGAAAAACCCAUUGUAUUUGGCAUUAACCCUCUACCUCACCCUGAUCAGCAAGUACUAACUCCAAAUAUUUUAGUCUGCUUGGCUUCACGAGCUAUGACACAGCUUCAUUUGUUAUUUGAAAACUAAAUGAGGCUCAGUAGCCUUGAUUUUCCUCUACUAGCUCUCAGGAACAUUUCUUCUUAUUUCUGCAUCUUUUGAAACUGUUGGAUUGCAAUGAGAACUUUUCUUAGACCAGGGUUUUAACAGGAUGGUUGCAGAUUUUCAUAACAAAGAAUUUGCCAACAAUUGUGAACUCUGUUCUCGUGGGUGUCGGCUUCUGCAAUGUGCAGACAAUUAGAAGCUAAUGAGUUGUUUACAAGUGAAGCUAAUUAAGGAGGUUGGAACUGGAUAUAAGGUACAGACAUAUAUUCAGGGAGAGUGUGAGAGAAGAACACAUGUCUGUGAAGUUUAUCUUCCAAGCAGAAGCUGCCUGUUCUUUGCAUUUUUAAAAAAAAGUUUAAACUGAAGAAAAUCAGUUCCCUUUAUUGUGGUGAUUGCUGAGAGUUGUGACCUUUCAGUUGCACUGGAGAGUGUGUGGAAAAGAUUUAUCAGGAUGUUGCCUGUGAUGGAACAUGUUUGUUACGAAGAGAGGCAGGAUAAACUGAGGCUAUUUUCUUCAGAACAGAGAAAGCAGAAAGGGGACAAAUUAAACUUUUUGCUGCAGAGAACAGGUAGCUUCUGCUUGGAAGAUGGAAGGACAUGUGUUUGUGUGCAGUUUCACUCUCUUCCAGUUCCAACCUCUUCAAUUAGCUUCACUAGUAAACACCUCUUUAGUUCCAGAUUGUCUGCACAUUGCAGAAACCCACAGUCACAAGAACAGAGCUCAGAAUUGUUAUAAAAUUCCUUGUUAUGAAGAUAUGUAACUGUGUCUUGUUAAAACCUUGAUUUUUUAAAAAAAAAAGUUCUCAUUGCAACCCACUGUUUUAAAAGACACAAAUAAAAAUAUUCUGAGGGACAUGGACAGUGAAAGUUAGAUGAAGGGUCUGUAUCAAGGGAGUGUAAUGUUAAAGUGAAAGGCAGGAGGUUAAGAGGAGAUUUGAAGAAAAUCUAAUUCACCUAGAGAAUAGUGGAAAUCUGGAAUGCGUUGUCUGGGCAGGUAGUUGAGAUAGGAAACCUCAAACCUUUUAAAAGUACUUGUAUGAGCAUUCGAAAUGUCAUAGUGUUCAAGGCUAUAGGCCAAGUGCUGGAGAGUAGGAUAGUGUAGAUUUAGAAUAACUUUUUCUUGUCGGUGCACACCAAAUGGGCUGAAGGGCAUAUACUGUAUGAUUCUGUAAUUUUGUGACUUAUUGAAGUUUGUAAGAGUGAGUUCAAAAAAGAAACGAAACAGGAAAGCCCGUGGAGCAGAUUGUGGCUUUUAACAACAACUUAAGAGACCAGAUGUAGAUGCUUCUGUGUGUGUAAAAGAAAUACUUAGGCUAGAUGAGAAUUAUGAAUGGUUAUUAUCUAAAGGGAAGAGUGCUGAGAAGUGUGAGGUGAUGCAUUUUGGUCGGAAGAAAUUGAAAAGCGCUAUCAAAUAGGGGAAACAGCUCUAAAAGGAGGAGAGGGACUUGGACUUGGUUGUAUGUGUACAGAACAUUGAAAGUAGCAACACAGGUAGAGAAAGCAGUCAGUUAAACACAGUGUCCUUGGCUUUAUUAAUAGGGAUGUUGAGUACAAGAGCAAAGAGGUGAUACUGAAAUUCCAUAAGACAUUUGAUAUAUCUCAGCUGGAAUAUUCUGUACAUUUCUGAGCACCACAUUAUAGAAAGGAUGGAGUGCAUUGGAGAGAGUGCAGAAAGGGUUUAACAAGAUUGGUUCCAAGGAUGAGGAUAGAUUAAAGAAAGUUAGGACCAUUACCCUUAGAAAAAUGAAGGCUAAAAGGAGAUCUGGUUGAUUUCAAAAUCUUUUCAGUAGCCUGAGGAUGCUGGAUAAGAUACAUGGAGAAAAACUGUUCCCGCUUGUAAAAGGAACAAGAAUGAGUGGGCAUAGAUUUAAAGUGAUCUGCAAAAGAAGCAAGGGUGAAGUCAGGAAAAAAAAAUUCAUUCAGCAAGUGGUUAGGAUGUGGAGCGCAUUGAUUGGAAAUGUGGUGGAGGCAGGUUCAAUUGAGGCAUUCAAGAGGAUUUUGGAUGAUUGUUUAUAUAAAAUAAUGCGCAAAGGAAUGGGAAAAAGCAGAUGAGCAAUAAGUAAUGAUGUUCAUUUAACAAGUUGGUCUAAGCAUGUUAUGGCAAACGGCCUCCUUCUGUGUUUUAAAACUUGUGUUUCCGUAGCCCCUUUUUCUUCAAAGGAAGAAUCCCAAUCCAUAACUAUUCUAGUGGAUAUUGGGGCUACUCAGACUCUGUCACUGGAAAAGAAUUUUGUUUUUCCCUCCAGAAUGUUCAUUGGAAGCCAAAGAGUAUAUUCCAGUUCCAUUGUACAUGCCCAAAUGGAGUGUGACUUGUCUGGAGUAGCGGUAGCUGGGGCAGUUGAUUUACAACUGGGGAAUGAAUUGGCAGGAAUGAAAGUCAUAGCUUCACCUUUAAUCACAGGAAGUCCAAUUGAGACUAAAGAAUCUGAACAGUUACAGGAACAGGUCCUUGGUAUUUUUCUGUUAUGGGUAGUGACUAGAGCAGUGGCUAAACAAAGUCUCACCAGAGGUCACAAUGCUACCACAAGUAAGUGGUAGAGGAGUUGAAACUCUAUUUAAGAACGAAUAUAUUUAAAAAGAGGCGUUAUAUAUUCAUUCAUUGAGGCUCAGGAGGCUGAUUCAGAAUCAAGUAAGUUAGCACUGACAGGUUAUGCUGCAGUCAAAGCUAAAGGAGUUACAUAGAACAUAGAACAAUACAGAGCAGAACAGGCCCUUCGGCCCUCAAUGUUGCGCCGACCUGUGAACUAAUCUGAGCCCAUCCCCCUACACUAUCCCAUCAUCAUCCAUAUGCUUAUCCAAGGACUGUUUAAAUGCCCCUAAUGUGGCUGAGUUAACUACAUUGGCAGGCAGGGCGUUCCACGCCCUUACCGCUCUCCGAGUAAAGAACCUGCCUCUGACAUCUGUCUUAAAUCUAUCACCCCUCAGUUGGUAGCUAUGCCCCCUCGUACAAGCUGACGUCAUCAUCCUCGGAAAAAGACUCUCACUGUCUGCCCUUCGUCAAUUGUAAUACCAUCCCAUCAUAUUCUACCUUCUCUGUCUCAAACUGCAGGGUGAAUUCUAUCAUAUUAUGGUCACUAUUCCCUGAGGGUUCCUUCACCCUGGCCAAGGCUGCCUCAUUACACAUCACCAAAUCCAGAAUUAGCUGUUCCAUCGGAAGCUGUACCACAAGCUGCUCCAAAAAACACUAUCUUGUAGACAUCCGACAAAUUCGUUGAGAUCAGAUCCAACCUGAUCUUCCAGUCCACCUUCCUAUUGAAUCGUUGGCAUUUCCCAGCUAUCGUAAAUUUCUAGUUACUUCCACUUUCCUUACAGACAAAGGCAACCCUAAUCCAAUUUGUCUGAAUUCCAAAAGCCUUGCCUUGCUCACUUUCUGUAAAACUCUUAGAAGUGACUUCUUCCACCCCAAGGAAACUCUGUCUCUGAAACAGCUAUUACUACAUAACGCACACCUAUUCAAACCAACAGAAUUCAACACCUGAAAAGAGAACACCAACACUCACCACUCAGUGCCUUUGAGUCCAAUAAGCCUACACCCAACAUAGAAUUAGAGAUUUUUAUCUUGAUAAGAGUUCACAAUUUGUUAUGGACUAGACCAAAACCCUUCAAAACAUGUCAAGGAGAUAACCUAGACCCUAACUUUUAUUUAUUUUAAAGGCAAGCACCAGACAUUGCAUCUAGAUACAAUUUGAUUAAUCAACUUUAAGUGCACCAUAUUUUUAUACUACAGUUAAAAUAAAAACUAAAAAGGAAAGAAUGCGCUUAAGUGUAACUCUAUGGAAAGGCUUUAAAACAAUAUAUAUAUAUAAAACCAUACUAUAUUGAAACAAUUAAUUUGUAAGUGUUGCAAAUUUCAGUAGAUUAGUUGUGGAUUGUAAGGCAGGAAGUUAGAUAUUGAUGUUCGUAAAAUGCUGUGAGUCGGCGGGGAAGCACGAGGGGAAGAUUAUACACAAAGAUGAUGCACUUUUUCCAUGCUUAGAGAUUUAAACAAAAUGUCUGUGGGCAGCAGUUUGUGGGUUUGCAGGUGCACAGAAAGCAUUCAAAUUAAAACAUGCGUACCAAAACAUCAUACAGUUAGCGAGUCAACAGAGAGAGGAAUAAGAGCUCCCACAUCCAGCUUCAAGACCUCAGUAACUGCUGAAAGCUAAAACAAAAAAUCCUGGUUCUAUGGGAGGUUGACCCCACCCAUUCAGGUUGUUUCUAUUGUUCCAACUUUCAAAGAAAAAACCAAAACCUCACAAGCUGUUUACUUUAUUGGCUUUUAGAAGUUGGAACAACAGAAGCAGCCUGAAUGGGUGGGAUCAAGCUCCUGCAGAACCAGGGUAUUAAGUUAUAGUUUUCAGCAGUUGCAUGGGUCCUUGGGGUUGCAUGUGGAGGAUCUUAUUCCUCUCUUACAGCUAAAAGGUGGGGAUGACUUUCUGCUGUGAGACAAUCUAUUUUACUGAAAUUUGCCUUUGCCAACAGUUUAUGGGAUGUUACUAUAUAGGAAGUUAAUUGGUAGUCGUCAAUGUGUAUUAUUUAGAUAGAGUUACAGCUGAGCCAAUUCUUUUAUUUUGUCUGUAUUUUAAAUAAAGUGUGUUUUGUUUAAAGUCGAGUAGUUUGACCAAUCGAAUUGCAUUGAGAACGCAAUGCUUGGCAUAUGCCUUUAAAAUAAGAAAAAAGUUAGGGUUUAGGCUAUUUCCUUGAGGGGGUUUAGUCUGGUCCAUAACACAAAGCAGCCCUAUCUCCUCUGCCCAUCUACCUGUUCUUUCAAUAGGACAUGUACCUUGGACAAGUCAUAGCUGAAGUUUGUAACUGUGAAUUGUAUUUGGAUAAUCCUGCUGUUUAUAGUAGCACUUGGGAAGAGCAUGCAAGAUAAGUCAAAGAUAUGUUUAACCACUUAAAAUUGACUGGUUUAGUGAUAAAGUUGUCCAAAGGUGAAUUUCAAAAAGCAAGAGUGACUUACUUAGGACAUGUGAUUGGACAAGGACAGCAAAAUUGAAGGCUUUGAUACAUUCCAUUCUUAAAACUAAAUAAGAAAUCAUGAUGUUUUAGGAUUUUCAGAUUUAUGUGUGCCAUUUCAUUGUGAUAAUGACCUUUAACAAUUUUGCUCAAAGAAACUAGCAAACGUUGUCUGGUCAGCAGAAUACCUAGCAACAUUUGACACUCCUGAAUUCUGCAGUCCUUUCAAAAUGGCAUUUGAUGCUCGUGAUAUGAGGUAGGCACUCUCUUGUUACAAGAUAACGAGUCGGGAUUAGAGAAGUCAGUGGAAUACUUCUUUAAGAAGCUGAACCAGUUUCAGAAGAAAUACUCUACCGUAGAAAAAGAGACUUUAAGAUUGUUAUUAGCUCUUCAGCACUUUGAAGUCUAUAUCCAACAGUAAAACAAUGAAACGCCAAUGUAUACUGAUCAUAAUCAACUAGCACUCAGUGAAAAGUUCAAAAAUCAGAAUUCAAAACUAUUGAGAUGGAGAAUUUUGUUGCAACCAUUUAAUGUAAAAGUUGUGUAUAUUAAUAAAAAGAUAAUGUAAUCGCAGAUUGACUAUCUAGAAAGUAAAAUGUUAGAAUUGUAAUUCUAAGAGUGUGUAAGUUUACAUAAAGGGUUUUUAACAGCAUACUAUUCCAGUGAAUUUUAACAUGGCAUACAAUGAGCCCAAGGCAGUUGAUGGCAUCAGCUUCUACACAUUCAUUGGCUAACUUCAUUCAAAAUAUUAGCAUCAAAUGUAAAGGAAUCAAAGGGAAGUAUGCAGCUGGAGAGGAAAAUUAUGAGCAAGUGAAUUUGAAGGGGUGAGAAUAAUUGAAAGGCCACUGCAAAUGAAACAUUUUAAUAUCUAGUUAUGGUUAAAUUUAUUAAAAGUGAACAUUAAAGUAGCUUUGACUGUGCUUGUUGCAGCAAAAGGAACAAUUCCAGCUUAUGUAAUUAGUUGAAAGAGUAGUCCAUGGGUUGUAUGCAGGGUUCCAUUGUCUUCAACCAGCAGAAAUUGUAAAAUCUAGCUAUCUAUUUCGGUUAUAGAGUUUAAGUUGUAUAAUGAUAGCAACAAUUGUAACUUUUGAAAAUAUUUUUGACAAACAUUAUCAGGCUGGUUCUGAAGUACAAUUGCUACUUUGACUUUGUGCUUUCAUCUAUAUGGCAUACAUACAAUACUAGGAAUCCUUGAAUAAUGAAUUUAGCACAAAUGUAAAUAACCAAUUUCUCAUGUUUUUUACUGUAAUUCUGAAUUGGGUUAUAAUAUUUCUUGAAUAUAUUAUCUUACUAUUCCACCACUUUGUUUUAUUUUCAGAUUUCCAGUACCCAUAGUAAUUUGCUUUUAUUUAAGCUUGGCAGGAGUUUUAAUAAAGGAGCUCAAAUCAGAAGGGUUUUGAUUCAGUGAACAAUAAGAAACUAUCUCUAACAGCAGAAGAGUCAGAAAUCAGAUGGACACAAGUUUGAGAGUUAGAAAAAGAGCCAGUGGUAACAUAAAGUGAAUGUAUUAUUUCACAGGGAACUGCUGUAAUCUAGAACAUGGUACCUGAAAGAGAUGUGGCAACUGAUUCAAAACGGCCUCAAAAUGAAAUUGAAUAAA